Messenger RNA from Zygotorulaspora mrakii, 1647 nucleotides. RefSeq names its product phosphoenolpyruvate carboxykinase PCK1 (gene PCK1). The transcript has a single exon. NCBI's taxonomy places the organism in Eukaryota, Fungi, Ascomycota, Saccharomycetes, Saccharomycetales, Saccharomycetaceae. The coding region runs from base 1 to 1647 and encodes 548 amino acids. Gene Ontology annotation, cellular component: cytosol. The record is from RefSeq and is a predicted model, not a curated record. Gene Ontology annotation, biological process: gluconeogenesis. Gene Ontology annotation, molecular function: ATP binding; phosphoenolpyruvate carboxykinase (ATP) activity.
AUGUCACCAUCAAAACUUAACAGACCAAUUACUGAUUCCACUCAGGUUGAGCAAAAGAUCAGAGAAGAGCUCAGUCUCAGCGAUGAGGUCAUCACUAUUAGACGCAAUGCGCCAGCAGCCAUCUUGUAUGAGGACGCUUUGAAGGAAAGAAAAACGGCAAUUUCAUCUACAGGUGCGUUGAUUGCCUACUCGGGCGAAAAAACCGGCAGAUCGCCUCGUGACAAGCGUAUUAUCGAAGAGCCUACUUCGAAGGAUGAGAUCUGGUGGGGCCCAGUGAACACACCUUGUUCCGAAAAGACUUGGUCGAUCAACCGUGAACGGGCAGCCGACUACUUGCGGACCAGGGAUCAUUUGUAUAUCGUUGAUGCAUUUGCAGGUUGGGAUCCGCGUUACAGGAUUAAAGUUCGUGUCGUUUGUGCGAGAGCGUACCACGCUACAUUCAUGACAAAUAUGUUAAUCAAACCAACUGAGGAAGAGCUGGCACAUUUUGGUGAGCCAGAUUUCACCAUUUGGAACGCUGGCCAGUUUCCUGCAAAUAUGCAAACCGAGGGUAUGACCUCCAAGACUACAAUUGAAAUCAAUUUCAAAGCAAUGGAAAUGAUCAUACUGGGUACAGAAUAUGCUGGUGAGAUGAAGAAGGGAAUUUUUACCGUGAUGUUCUAUCUGAUGCCGGUGCAUCACAACGUUCUCACUCUACACUCUUCAGCUAAUGAAGGAAUUGAAAAAAAUGAUGUCACACUGUUCUUUGGGUUAAGCGGCACAGGUAAGACAACAUUGUCAGCAGAUCCCAACCGUAAAUUGAUUGGUGACGACGAGCACUGUUGGUCAAAUCAUGGUAUUUUCAACAUUGAAGGUGGUUGCUAUGCCAAAUGUAUGGGAUUGACCAAAGAAAAAGAACCUGAAAUUUAUAGUGCUAUCAAAUAUGGAGCAAUUCUUGAGAAUGUUGUUUACGACCCAAAGACACGUGUGGUUGAUUACAACAAUUGCUCUAUAACAGAAAAUACAAGGUGCGCUUAUCCAAUUGAUUAUAUUCCAAGUGCAAAAAUACCCUGCUUGGUUGAUUCACAUCCACAAAACUUGGUCCUAUUAACUUGUGAUGCUUCGGGGGUUUUGCCGCCAGUUUCAAAAUUAUCUCCGGAACAAGUUAUGUAUCAUUUCAUUUCGGGGUACACAUCUAAGAUGGCUGGUACAGAACAAGGUAUUUCACAGCCGGAGGCCACAUUUUCUUCAUGUUUCGGGCAGCCAUUCUUGGCACUGCAUCCAAUUAAAUAUGCUACUAUGUUGGCUGCCAAAAUGUCCGAGCACCGUGCUAAUGCUUGGCUCAUUAAUACCGGAUGGACCGGUUCCUCUUACAGUUCCGGUGGCAAUAGGUGCCCAUUGAAACAUACAAGAGCAAUUCUAGAUGCCAUUCAUGAUGGAACUCUUGCAACGGAAUCGUAUGAGAGUUUACCGGUGUUCAAUCUGCAAGUUCCGAAAAAGGUUAAGGGCGUCCCUUCAGGACUACUGAACCCUUCAAAAAAUUGGGUCGACGGUGAAGCCAAAUACAAAGCAGCAGUCACAAAUUUAGGUAGAAAAUUUAUUGAGAAUUUCAAAAUUUAUGAGGACAAGGCCACUGCAACAGUUUUAGAGGCUGGACCAAAAAUAUGA